This is a messenger RNA of Mytilus trossulus (common blue mussel), 3889 nucleotides long. RefSeq names its product glutathione synthetase-like. The record is from RefSeq and is a predicted model, not a curated record. Gene Ontology annotation, biological process: glutathione biosynthetic process. The coding region runs from base 50 to 1495 and encodes 481 amino acids. Gene Ontology annotation, cellular component: cytosol. The transcript has 13 exons. Gene Ontology annotation, molecular function: glutathione synthase activity; ATP binding; glutathione binding. NCBI's taxonomy places the organism in Eukaryota, Metazoa, Mollusca, Bivalvia, Mytilida, Mytilidae.
GGUAUUAAAGCAGAUACAUUUUAGAAGCUUUAGUGUUCAUGUCAACAAAAUGGAUGUAAUGAAGAUCAAAGAAGUUGCUGAAAGAGCAAAAGAAAUGGCAUUAUUGAGUGGUUUACAAAUGAGACCAGCAGAAUCUCCAUCCUCGUCAGAUCUGAUACAUCAUGGACCAUUUACUUUAUUCCCAAGUAAAAUUCCUAGUAAUCUUUUAUCCCAAGCAAAAGAAGCACAGAAAGAUUUUAACUUUAUGAUGCACAGAGUAGCACAUGAUCAUGAAUUUCUUUAUCAGAGUUUAAAAAAUGUAAUUAAGGUGGAUGAUUUUACCAAACAUUUAUGGGAUAUUUAUGAAACAAUUAGAAAGGAAGGGCCUGCACAGACUAAAAGCCUAGGACUCUUUAGAAAUGAUUAUAUGAUGGACACAGGAGGUACUACCAAUACAAAUAUGGACAAUCUGAAGCUAAAACAGAUAGAAUUUAAUACAAUAGCUUCCAGUUUUGGUGGAUUGGUGUCGCAGCUAAGAGAUGUACAUAGAUAUUCAUUGUCAGAGGCUGAUAUCCAGUUCAAAGAAGAUAAUAUGCCUGAUAAUAAUCCCGCCAAUGGUUUAGCAGGAGGUUUGGUAAUAGGUUGGGAAUCAUAUGGUAAACAAAGUGCAUAUGUUUUGUUUAUAGUGGAUAAAGUAGAGAGAAACAGAAUGGACCAACUUUGGUUAGAAAAGGAGGCAUUUGAUAUAAAUAGACAUUGUAAAGUUAUCUAUAGUACAUUUCAAGAAAUAGGAACUAACAGUGUGUUGAAUGAUUCAAAAGAAUUAUUUAUAGAUGGAAAAGAGAUAGCUGUUGUGUACUUCAGAUCUGGAUACUCUCCUGACCAAUAUAAAUCUCAGCAGGAUUGGGAUACAAGAUUGAAAAUAGAAAGGUCAAAGGCCAUUAAGUGUCCAACUGUACAUUACCAGUUAGCGGGAACAAAGAAGAUUCAACAAGAACUAGCUAGAACAGGAGCUGUGGAAAGGUUUCUAUCUGACCCUUUUGCAGUAAACAGAGUCAGACAGACAUUUAUAGGACAGUAUAGCUUAGAUAAGGGAUCUGAGGGUGAUGAAGUAAUAGAAAGAGCUAUAAAAGAACCAAGAAAGUUUGUAGUAAAGCCACAGAGAGAAGGUGGUGGAAAUAAUUUAUAUGAUGAACAAAUUCCUGAAUUUUUAAAAGAAAAUAGAGACUCUGAUGAAAGAUCUGCAUAUAUUAUAAUGGAAAGAAUUUUCCCAUUUGUUCAGAAGAAUUAUUUAGUGAAGAAAGGAGAGGAGUUAUUAUUGAGGAAUGUGGUCAAUGAAAUAGGAAUAUAUGGAAUUGUAUUAGGAUCAGAGUCAGAUAUUUUAGAGAAUAAAGAAAUAGGACAUUUAGUGAGAACUAAAAGUGAGGAUUCUAACGAGGGAGGGGUUGUUGUAGGUUUUUCUGUAAUAGAUACGCCAUAUCUUAUAUCUGAUAUCAAUGAAGCAUGGACAUUAUAAUUACUCGUAAUGAUCACUUGACCGUCAAAUUUAUUAUGGUAUACUGUGGUGCAUCCUAUUUUUUAAUUACAUUGAAUAUUUUUUUACAAUAAAAAAUGGCUUAAAAGGCUCUCAUUAUUAAAAAAAAAAAAUUGUCUUUAGGCCAGGAUUUUUUAAUUUGUUGGUUUACGGAUCCGCCGACCCGAUUUUGCCGAUUUCCAAAAUAAAAAUAAAAUCGAAUUUUCAGGCUUUUUUUUAUUCUCGCCGACCCUAACAAAUGCAUUAUCCCUGAAAAAUAAUUAAAAUAUACUUUUUUUAUGAAAUGAAAUGCAUUAAUCACUAACAGAAGUGAUGACACUUUCUGUUGUGAAAAAUGAAACUUUCAGUUUACGUUUCUAAAAAUAGACAAAUCAAUUAUUAAUGACCUUGAAAUGUCGUUUGCGCAAAUAAUUUUGCGGAACGAAACCUGUGUUUAAAACCAAUUACACAAUAAGUUCGUUUCCCUUAUUUGUCACCAGUCCGUAAGAUGCAUGUUCUCACAUAAAUAGACUUGUCCAAAUGUGGACAGGUGUUCAAGACAUCAAGUUAAAAUACUGAAUUUUAACAAAUCAUUUGAUAUUUUCUUGUUUUAUAGAUAAAAAAAAAUAUCGUUCAUUUGGAUAAAAAACGGGAAUGCAUGACAACAGAUUAAUUAACCUGAUAUUCUCAUUUUUCCAGUGGACGAGUCUAUAAGGUUUUUGACACGUGUGUUGAAACUUAUUUUCGUACGACGUUUUUACUUUUUUUUUCCUUUAUCAGUUUUCGUGCUUAUUAUUUUUCACCAAGUUUUGAUUAAAAGCGAAGUCAAAUAACUGACGUGAAUCUGUUUUUCUUCGUCUGUGUCAGUGUACACCCCCUUUUUACUACGGGAAAUUAUUAGACAAUGUCAUGCGAUGUUUACAGCUGAGCAAUAAUAUUUCAUCAAACUAAAAUUUAAGAUUGAUGAAAAAAUAGUAUGACAAACAUAUUAUUAGGAAGGUGAAAUAUAUUUUUAUUUUACAUAUCAGUUUUCUGUCUUGAAAGAUCUUUUUUUUUUCUUUAUUUUUCCGACCGACCGACCCGACUUUUUCAUGGAGAAAAUCCGUAAACCAACAAAUUAAAAAACCGUGGCCUUACCAAGAUGGCAAUUUAUAAUUCAUCCCAAAUAAUAGACAAAUGACCUGCAAGUAACUCAGUUUACAUUUGGGCGAUUCUCUUCCAUAUUUUUCAUAAAAUAAGUAUGAAAACUUACAUUGCUAGUAAUAGGCUUUAUUUUUGAAAUUUAGCUCUUUUUUUUCCUUUUUUUCGUACUAUGGGUACUGUAAUAGGACAUUUAGAGGCCAAGUGUAUCAUAUACUCUUAUAGCAGAAUUUUACUUUUAUUUGGUAUAUAAAAAGACUUAAUUUAUAAUGUUUAUUAAGCAGAUUCCUAUAUAUUAUAGUACAAAUAGAUGAGGGAAAAUUGUAAGCAUAAUACUAUUAAUCAUUAUCAAAACUAUCUCAAGUUUUUAUUGCAUUUAAUAUGACAUGGCAUGCAUGAUGGGCAUGCAGACUUACCCCUUUCUUAAGUAUCCACUUUUAUAUAAAUAUAUGAUGUCUCCAAUUUCUAUUUUAUUAUAUCCUAUACAUAGAAAUCAAUGAUUCUAUAUAAUGGAAUUUGAUAUAACAAUUUUUGUUAUUAAACCAUUUUAAAUGGGCGUAUUGCAUUUCCGCUAAUUUUUCUUAUUCCCAAUAUUACGUUUCUGCAAAUUUAAAGUAUACGUUUCCGCAAUAUGUAUUUAUUACUUUUCUAGAAAUUUAGAUGAAUUAUCUAUUUUAUUUUUUUAAUAAAGAAAAUGUUCUGAUCUUAUAUCUACAAUAUACUAGAUAUAACUAGUUGACUCUGGUAACGAUUAGUUAAACUUUGGCUUACUUAACAACUGACAUGAUUGAAAAAUGCUUUGUUGAAUUAAUAGCCGAUGCUCCAUCUGACGAUAAAUGCUCGAAGUUUGCUGAAUAUAUUUUGGGCAUCACCUCCUGACAUGGAGGAAAAGAGAAUAUUGUGUCAAGCCUUUUCAUGUUCACCAUUAAACAGUACAAUAUUUUUUCAUACCAGAAAUAGAAGAAAUGUCACUGGUUUAUUUGUUUUAUAUUUGAUUAUAUUUUUACUGUGGAUCAUUUUCAUUUUCUGAUAUAAACACUAAAAAAAUGUAAUAUUUUGGUUAACAAAUUUGCAAUGUAUUUCAACAAAACUGAAUUGGGUAUAGAAUAUUUGUUCCAACAGGAAUAGAAAUUGUGGCAUUAUUUAUAACAAAGUUUCCAGGGUAUCUUCUGUUAGACAAAACAGAAAAUAUAUGUUGAUACAUGUAGUACCAAGCAAAAUGCUUAUUUAAAAAUAAAAAAUUAUUGUAAUGUUUAA